Symbiodinium necroappetens is the source of this 306-nucleotide messenger RNA. The record is from the annotation of a GenBank genome assembly. NCBI's taxonomy places the organism in Eukaryota, Dinophyceae, Suessiales, Symbiodiniaceae.
AUGCUCACGACGUUCAUUUCUCCUCAGCAUGGCUUCAAGCUGGAGGAGGGCCGGGAGGGAAAGGCGACGCAAGCGGAGAACAAACACGAGAAGGUCCUUGCCCGCAUCUACUGUGCAUUCUCGGCCGUCUGGUCCCUGGGGGCGAACUUGCACGAGGCCUCCCGCAAGAAGUUCCAGGAUUUCUUGCGGGCGCCCUUGCAGAUGUUUUGCCCCGAAGUCGGGGACCAGGACAGAAAGCAAGCGAGUGCUGGCUGUCAGCAUGUAUCGUGGAUCUGCGUGAAACACGCCAAAAGGGAUGCGUUCUAA